AUGACACGUCGCGUGUUCUUGGUGGUGCUGCUGGCUGCAGCGCUGCGUGGAGCGCGCGAUCAGCUGGCUGCCUUCCUCAGCGUGCGGUUGAGGCCAACCAUGCGUCUGAAGGUUCAGCGAGGAGCAAAAGGUAUCGACGACAUCCGGAGCAUGGUGAAGUCAGGGAGCAUCUCUGCCGACGUUGCCAUAAACAUGACGCAGUUGCUGGCAGCCAAAGAUAACGAGCUGGCGCUAAAAGACAAAGAUAACGAGCUGGCGGCCAAAGAUAACGAGCUGGCGCUGGCGGCGGCGGCCAAAGAUAACGAGCUGGCACUGGUGGCCAAAGAUAUCGAGAUGUUGAAGUUGCAGUUGGACACUACCGAAAAGGACGGGCUUCAAGCAGCUUCGCGGUAUGCAGCCAUCCUGUGCAAUCGGUUCCUGGUGGAGACAGGGCUGCGGAAAUUUGGGCCCAAGCUCACCCUCACCAAUUCGUACGACCAGUUUUCGCGACAGUACAUUUUGUCUACUUCGUCAAAGGCUCCCAGUUUGACGCCGGCCGCGGACAUGAAGUUGCAGGAGUUGCAACAGGUGACGGGCACUUCGGGCACUUCGGUAGACCGGCGACAUGUGACAAAAGAGUUACAAAUCCUCGUGCAUCAGCUAUCGAGAGAAACCCACUAUGUGCAGAAUAUGGAAGAGACGAGGUACCUCGUCGGUGGAAGCGAGCCAACUGCUUCAGCUACUGCCGUAGUAGUCUGCUUUCUGCAGGCUCAGAAACUGCUGGAGAUGAAUGUCACCUUUGUGGGCGCCAACUAUUCCAAGCUCGCUGUCUUGUCGGGUGGCAACGUGACAUCGCCGUAA
This is a messenger RNA of Symbiodinium necroappetens, 840 nucleotides long. NCBI's taxonomy places the organism in Eukaryota, Dinophyceae, Suessiales, Symbiodiniaceae. The record is from the annotation of a GenBank genome assembly.